Molecule: messenger RNA, 1101 nt
Organism: Canis lupus familiaris (dog)
Lineage: Eukaryota; Metazoa; Chordata; Mammalia; Carnivora; Canidae
Gene: LMO1
Product: LIM domain only 1
Exons: 5
Coding region: 344-814 (156 amino acids)
Biological process (GO): positive regulation of transcription by RNA polymerase II
Cellular component (GO): nucleus
Molecular function (GO): transcription coactivator activity; DNA-binding transcription factor binding
Source: RefSeq, a predicted model, not a curated record
CGCAGGCCGGCGGGCGGCGGCGGAGUCCGAGCCGCGCGCCCCUCCGCGUCCUCGGCCGGUGCGGGGCUGGCGCCUCCGGGGAGCCAUGGUGCUGGAGCAGGAGGACGUUCGUAGUUCCUUGCAAUUCUGAGGCACAAAAGUAGGUGAGACUGCUUUUGUAUCUGCGAAGUGCUUCGCUCCUGAAUGUAAUUCUAGCUGAGUGCAAUCUAGGUUAAGAGCCGGACAAGCGGGUAAUUAGAGCCCGCUCGCUGCCCGAGGAGCGGCCGCCCCGCCGAAGCGCGCCCGGAGUCGGCGCCCUUCUCCCCGGCCGAGCCGAGCUGCGGCUGGACACGGAGCGCCCGAGAUGAUGGUGCUGGACAAGGAGGACGGCGUGCCGAUGCUCUCCGUCCAGCCCAAGGGGAAGCAGAAGGGCUGUGCGGGCUGCAACCGGAAGAUCAAGGACCGCUACCUGCUGAAGGCCCUGGACAAGUACUGGCACGAGGACUGCCUCAAGUGCGCCUGCUGUGACUGCCGCCUGGGCGAGGUGGGCUCCACCCUCUACACCAAGGCCAACCUCAUCCUGUGCCGCCGCGACUACCUGAGGCUUUUCGGCACCACAGGAAACUGCGCCGCCUGCAGCAAGCUGAUCCCAGCCUUCGAGAUGGUGAUGCGGGCCCGGGACAACGUAUAUCACCUCGACUGCUUCGCAUGCCAGCUCUGCAACCAGAGAUUUUGUGUGGGAGACAAAUUCUUCCUGAAGAACAACAUGAUCUUGUGUCAGAUGGACUAUGAGGAGGGACAGCUCAAUGGCACCUUUGAAUCCCAGGUUCAGUAAUGCCCGGCGCCUGGCCUCCAGGCCCAUCUGUCCGUCUGCCUGUCUGCCCGUCUGCCCGUCUGCCCACCCGCCUGGCCGGCCAGCCACUCUCCUGCCGAUUAGAACUCCUCCGUCCUCGAUGGGAGGGACGGCCCUUCCUCUGCCGCCCGUCUGUGUGUGACCCCUCCUGGGGCCAGGCUGGGCCUGUACAGUCUGUCUUCUGUAUAUAAAUGGGAACAUUUAUUUUAUGAGAAAUGUAAUGCGAUUUUAUUACUGGCGUGGAUUAAACUUAUGAAUGUUUCCGGGGA